AGGAGCCAGCGCCAGGCAGCUGCACCGCGCCCGCGGGCUCCAGCGGCCGGGCCAUGCGAGCGGGCUGAGCCCGGCCGGCCGGCGGCAGGCUGUGAGGUGCUGGUGUCUCGUCCCGCUUGGAGCCUGAGGCCCAGCGCGCCCUUCUGCCUCCCCGACGUCACCAAUGCGACCAUGGGAACUGGCAGUCAAUAGGCGGCCUCCCUCUGCCCCCUUCAACCCGCGGCGUUUCUCGGGGGGACCCUGCAGCAGCCCCGAGCACCUCAGGCGAAGCCCCCCUUCCAGGCGUCCGUGGGGACGACGCGACCGACCUCUGCAAACCCUGCUGGCCCAGGAUGAGAACUACCUGCGCCCUGCCUUCCCCCCGCAGCAGCAGCACCUCCCUGUAGAUGAGCCCCGAGCGUACGCUCUCGCCAGCACGCCACCACGAAUGCUUCACCCAGCCGCUCACCCGCCCCACCAGAGCCCAUUCAUGGUGGAUCUCCACGAGCAGGUGCACCAGGGCCCCGUCCCCCUCUCCUACACGGUGACCACGGUAACGACGCAGGGCUUUCCUAUCCACGCAGGCCAGCACAUCCCCGGGUGCAGCGCGCAGCAGCUCCCAGCAUGCUCCAUGAUGUUCAGCGGGCAGCACUACCCACUCUGCUGCCUCCCGCCCCCUCUCAUCCAGGCAUGUGCCAUGCAGCAGCUGCCCGUCUCCUACCAGACGUUCCCGCCCAUCCUCUCCAGCGACCAUUACAUCCUGCACCCGCCCCCGCCAGUGCCGCCGCACCAGCCCCCGCACAUGGCCCCCCUCGGCCAGUUCCUACCGCUGCAGGCCCAGCACCCGCGCAUGCCUCUGCAGAGGAUAGACAAUGAGGUGGAGUUGCGAGGGGAGCAGCAUGCCAUCGGGGGCUUCGCCUACCCGCCCUCUCCCCACGCCCCAGCGCUGUCCCCCUCUGUCCCGCUGCAUUACCUCCCCCACGACCCGCUGCACCAGGAGCUGCCGUUUGGCGUGCCAUACCCACCCAUGAUGCCACGGCGACUGAAUACCCAGCGAUACCGACUGCAGCAGCCACUGCCGCCCCCCCCACCGCCGCCCCCCCCCUACUACCCGAGCUUCCUGCCGUACUUCCUCUCGAUGCUCCCCGUGUCGCCGACGGCCGUGGGGCCCACGCUCAGCCUCGACCUGGACGUGGACGAUGUGGAGAUGGAGAAUUACGAGGCGUUACUGAACCUGGCUGAGCGGCUGGGCGAGGCCAAGCCGCGGGGCCUCACCAAAGCAGACAUCGAACACCUCCCAUCGUACCGCUUCAACCCCGAGAGCCACCAGUCGGAGCAGAGCCUGUGCGUCGUGUGCUUCAGCGACUUCGAAGCUAGGCAGCUGCUGCGGGUCCUGCCCUGCAACCACGAGUUCCACGCCAAGUGUGUCGACAAAUGGUUAAAGGCGAACCGCACGUGCCCGAUCUGCCGGGCGGACGCGUCCGAGGUGCACCGGGAGGCCGAGUGAGGCUCACAGACACUCUGCCGCACAAUUCGCUAGAGGAAGAGGACCUUGGGCGAGGGGCCCGGGCCACCAGCCCGCCCCCUGGGCCCGGCCGCACGCUUAGCCCCAAGGCUCUCCUCGGCUGUGGUGAGAAUAGACGCAAUCUAGGAUCCCGGACACCCCACCUCCUCCCCGCCUGCGCGGCACGGCCAGGGCCCGGGGCGCUCCCUGUGGCGCCGGGGCUGGCCCCGGAAUGGUGCUGGGGGGUGUGGGCGGCGGCGCCUCCCUGUGCUCCGCGCACCCCAGAGACGCCGGCCUUGCGCCAUCACUUUCAGCUCUUUGUAUCUGUUGGGUUUGGGUUUUCUGUUGAGUUUUGGUUUGUGGCUGCGUGACCCGGCGCCGGAGCGAGCCUGGCAGGUUUGAUCGCACCAGCAGCUCGAAGCAGGAGGGCCAGGCGAGCUGCCCGGGACGGACUGGGCCCUGGCGGGCAGCAGGAGGAAAUGGUCAGUGGGGCACCGGGCACAGCUACUCGAGGCAUUACCAGGGGCCAGGCCUCUCCCACUUCCCAGUCCAGCCUCCCAUGGAGAGCGGGUCGGGCUGGGCCUGGCGCUGUCCUGCUGGAGCUCGGACAGGAGGAUCCCCAUUGUCCUUCCCUCCCUGGGCCGGCCGCUCUCCCCAGGCUGAGCUCCAGCAAUACUAUUCCCGCGCCGUCGCUGACAGGUGGUGGGCAAAACCUCCCGGUCCCUGCCAGUGUGCCUGGUGGAGAGACCCUGCAUGCCACAGGGGCACCUGUCUUUCUAGAAGGCGAAUGAGGUGCGUCCCUGGUGCGGAGAGCCCCCGGUGGGCAUGUCCCUGGCUUGCAGGGCAGGUGGCCCCGGAGUGUGCUCCUGCCUCAUUUUUCGAUAUUCUCACGGUGAAUUGUAACUGCCCUGUGCAGAGGGUGACGCAGGAGCCCCCUGUACUCCCAGCCCCCCGUGAGCAUCCCAGCAGGGCCCUGCGCUGGCCGGUGGAUGGGGGGGAGGAGGUGGGCAUUGAUUUAUGGAUCUUCCCUUCCCCCAGCUUGUAUCAUGGAAACGCUGAGCGGGUUCUGCCCCUCCCCACCUUCCCGUCCCUUCCUCUGCCUCCAUCCCGGCCCUGUGCCCUGGUAAUGCCUCUGCAUGGUCUGUUGCUUGUGCCCUGGGUCUGGUCCUUCGGGUGCGUGCACGCUGCUGCCCAGACGCCUCCCAGUCAAAGCAAGGGAGCGGCCAAGCCGGUGCCCGAAAUGUUUGUCGUGGAAGUUGUGUUGCAUGAUGUAACGAGAAGAACCCUCUUCCUGGGGUGUGCUCCGGGUGCAGGGAGACGGACGCCAGCCCCGUGUAGAUGUUCACAAUAUGCAUGCGUGUCCGAGCAGCUUGGGACGUGGUAUUGACUCCCUGGCCAGCGGGGGCGAGGGGCUCUGGGCUCAGCUCACUACUGCCAGGCACCGGACUGCACGUGGCCAGCGCCUCAGGAGGACCGUAAGAUUUUCAGGACAUUUCCCCCCUCCCCCCAAGGUAAACUGAGUCAGGAGGAGCCCAGGGAGGAGGAGCCAGCUUAACCAACAAACGCACACGGACGUUCCCUCUCCACCAGCCAGAGGUGAGAAGUUGGGGGGGGGGAGGCGGUCAGAGAGAGGAGCGCCCCCUUCUCAUUGGUGUGCCCCACCCCUCCCUCGCUCACUUGCACCUGGGGCGAGGGUUGGCCACGAGAAUGGCCCCCCGGUGCUCUGAGCUUCCCACAGGCAGACUGGGGCUGUGUACCCUCCCCCCAGGGUGGAGGGACUGGUCUGCUGGUGGGAAGCCCUGAGCUGGGCCCUGGUGGCUGCAGCUAGGGGUGGGGGUGGGUCAGGGCCAUGCACUGGCUUAGCAAUACUGCGCCCUGGAGCAGGGGGAAAGUCCAGGGACUGAGCCGGGUCCCUGCAGCCAUGCAGGGUUUGGGGGUCCAGGAAGCCUGACCCCAGGGGGCUGGUGUUCAGAAUCCAGCUGGCAGUGUGGGGGUGGGAGGGCCCGUUUUCCCCCCCACAGGUUAGCUCAAGGCAGAGCUGGGAGCCUCCCAGCCUGGCACCUUUGUGCCUCUUGCACCAUGUGCCUGGGGCAUGGGGAGGCCGGACUGUGGCCAAACAGCAGCUUCGGAUUGGCAGAAGCGAAGGCCUUUCCUGCCCUCUCAGCCAAUAGAAUCACGGUAUCCUCCAGACGGGGCCCAGCUGCUCCAUUACGGACAAUCCAGUUUGUCGCGGAAGCUUUUACACUGUCCCGGGAGAGCUGCCCUUCCGGCCGGUGAGGCACCGGGCUGGCGUUUGCUCUGGGGCCAGCGAGCAGCCCCCCUGGCUCCUCCUGCCUGCCAGGCCAGGGCCGGCUCCUGCACUCAGGCAAACCGCACAGACACCAGCAGCUCCUGGGGGACCAGGUGCCCCGGCCAGCCCCUCCUCCCCCGUUUUCAACGUUUUUAUUUCACGGACACGACUAACCAAAGGUCUCUUCUGUACAUAGCCACAGGUGACGUUUCUCUGUGUAUAGCCAAUCAGAGCAGUGUUGGCAUCCACCUGUUUUAACCCCUCUUUAAGAUGCCCGGUGAAAAGCCUUACGGUUCUUUUGAUGGUGACUCGAAAGCUCACAGCUCGUGUGCUGCAGAAUUUAUUCCAAUGAGCAGCUAAGGUCUCAUUUAAAAACAGCCCCCCAAUUAUUUAGGAUGUUUGUGAUUGCUGAUUGCGCUGUAGAUACCACUGUUACCAAUGAGUUCCUGUGGUGGGGUAGUGGACUGUUUACUGUUCUAUUAUUCCAGUCCCCAGGCCCUCCAGAGGGACAGCUCAGCGGCCCCCCUGGAUGGUGCUAGGACGCGUGUUCUGUGUUAGAAAGUUUUAUAUAUAUAUAUAAAUAUAUAUAUAAUUUUUUUUGCUCUGUUACUUGCACAUUUUACAGUUACCUCAUUUUUCCCAUGUAUGUAUUUGAGAAAAGGCUAAUAUAUAGAGAAAAAGGUUCUUAAAGCUCUAAAAGUGUUUUUUUCCAUUCCAUUGGACUCAUAUUGGUUUUGUAGCAUUUAACAUACCUAGUCUGUUGUAUUAUAUAUAUGUGUAUUAUACGGAUUGAAAUUUUUAACAGAUUUGUACUUUUUUUAAAAUGAAAGUUGCUAGUUCGGCUUGAUCAAGUAGUGCAAUCAUUAUUUUUUUUAAUGUUGUGGCUGAUUUUGAGAGGGAUAUUCACUAAUAAAUGUAUGAUGUAUACCAACGCGCCGUA
Messenger RNA from Malaclemys terrapin pileata, 4713 nucleotides. RefSeq names its product ring finger protein 44 (gene RNF44). The transcript has 11 exons. NCBI's taxonomy places the organism in Eukaryota, Metazoa, Chordata, Testudines, Emydidae. The record is from RefSeq and is a predicted model, not a curated record. Bases 164 to 1486 code for a protein of 440 amino acids.